Molecule: messenger RNA, 8859 nt
Organism: Sardina pilchardus (European sardine)
Lineage: Eukaryota; Metazoa; Chordata; Actinopteri; Clupeiformes; Clupeidae
Gene: mapkbp1
Product: mitogen-activated protein kinase binding protein 1
Exons: 30
Coding region: 338-5248 (1636 amino acids)
Biological process (GO): negative regulation of canonical NF-kappaB signal transduction; positive regulation of JNK cascade
Cellular component (GO): cytoplasm
Molecular function (GO): protein binding
Source: RefSeq, a predicted model, not a curated record
AGACGAGGAGGAGGAGAUGGCACAAGACGCAGUUGGGCUGCGGAGUUCUAUGAGCUGUUCAUCAAAGAAUCGCAGACUUUAGAAAUGAAACAUGGUUAAUUUCUCUAAAAUGCAUUCAAUGGAAACAGCAUACUCGCGGGAGUCGACUAGGACCUGCACAACGGUCGGACAACAUUCAGACACAUUGGUUUCAUAGGACGACGAUAGCUAACCUGGUCUCAGUCCCAAUGUACGGGCAUAUUAGGAAAUAUUAUGAAUAACUGGUUUUAAUAUAAUAGGUAGCUACUACCCGUCUUUUGAGUUCCCCUCUGGACUAUUUGAAGAGCUGUUUGGACUCAUGAAUUCUUCAUUUAUUCUUGACAAAAAUUCCAAGAUGACGGUGGAAGGUUCUACAAUUAAAAGUCGGAUUAAAAGUCUGCUGCGUUCACCAUCUAUAAAGCUGAGAAGAAGUAAACCUGGGAACAACAAGGAGAAUCUCUCUAACAAGGUAACGCUCGAGAAGGUCUUGGGGAUCACCACAUUGGGGAACCGUGCGUUGGCCAGCGACCCGCGCUCAGGCCUGGUGGCCUACCCUGCAGGAUGUGUCGUGGUGUUGUUGAAUCCUAAGAAGAACAAAACGCAUCACAUCGUCAACAGCUUCAGGAAAACCAUCACCACUCUAUCCUUCUCUCCCGAUGGCAAAUACAUGGUCACUGGCGAGAGCGGGCACAUGCCGGCGGUGCGCGUGUGGGACGCGGCGGAGCGGACGCAGGUGGCCGAGCUCCAGGAGCACAAGUACGGCGUGGCCUGCGUGGCCUUCUCGCCCAACAGCAAGUACAUCGUCAGCGUGGGCUACCAGCACGACAUGAUCGUCAACGUCUGGGCCUGGAAGAAAAACGUGGUGGUGGCUGCCAACAAGGUGUCCAGCAAGGUGACAGCUGUGUCCUUCUCCGAUGACAGCUCCUACUUUGUCACGGCUGGGAACCGACACAUCAAGUUCUGGUACCUGGAUCACACCAAGUCCUCCAAGGUCAACGCCACGGUGCCCCUGCUGGGCCGCUCGGGUCUCCUGGGGGAGCUGCGCAACAACUUCUUCAGCGACGUGGCGUGCGGGAAGGGCCGCAAGGCCGACAGCACCUUCUGCAUCACCACCUCGGGCCUGCUGUGCGAGUUCAACGACAAGCGGCUGCUGGACAAAUGGGUCGAGCUGCGGACCACCAUGGCCACGUCUCUGUCGGUGACGGAGGACCUGAUCUUCUGCGGCUGUGCCGACGGGACGGUGAGGGCCUUCAGCCCCAUCAACCUGCACUUCAUCUGCACGCUGCCCCGACCGCACAGCCUGGGCACCGACAUCGCCACCGUGGUGGAGGCCAGCCACCUGUUCUCCUACAAGCCGGACGCGCGGUACCCGGACACGGUGGCCGUGUCGUAUGACCCGACCAACCGCUGGCUCUCGUGCGUCUACAACGACCACAGCCUGUACGUGUGGGACGUCAGGGACCUGAGGAAAGUGGGCAAGGUCUACUCGGCCCUGUACCACUCCGCCUGCGUGUGGAGCGUGGAGAUGUACCCAGAGCCCAAAGACGGUGAGCAGCCAUGUAUGCCCCUGGGCUCCUUCCUCACCUGCUCCUCGGACAACACGGUCCGCCAGUGGAACACGGACGCCCACAACGCCAGUCUCAGCCGCAACCUCAUCAGCAACGACCUGCAGAAGGUCAUCUACAUGGACAACAGCACGUCGGCGCUGCUGGACCCCGACUGCACCAUGAGCAGCAGCAACACGGAGAAAGCCGACCCGCAGACGUCCGAGAACCGCACGGGCAUCAGGACCAUGUGCGUCAGCCCCGACGGACAGCACCUGGCCUCCGGGGACCGCAACGGCACCUUGAGGAUCCAUGAGCUGGAGUGCAUGGAGGAGAUCAUGAACGUUCAGGCCCACGACUCUGAGAUCCUGUGCCUGGAGUAUUCCAAACCAGAAACAGGUUUUAAGCUGCUGGCCACAGCGAGUCGUGAUCGCCUGAUCCAUGUCCUUGAUGCGGAGCGUGAAUAUGGCCUGGUGCAGACACUGGACGAACACUCCUCAUCCAUCACCGCAGUGCGCUUCGCAGCGAACGACGGCAAGGUACGGAUGAUCAGCUGUGGCGCAGACAAGAGCAUCUACUUCCGCACCGCUCAGAAGACAGACGAAGGGACGGUGUUUACACGAACCCAUCACAUCGUGAGGAAGACGACGCUCUAUGACAUGGACAUCGAUCCCACCCACAAAUACGCCGCCAUCGGCUGUCAGGACCGCAGUAUAAGAAUCUUCAACAUCAGCAACGGCAAACAGAAGAAGCUGUAUAAAGGCUCCCAAGGAGAAGAUGGGACUCUUCUUAAGGUCCAGACAGACCCAUCAGGCUUAUACGUGGCCACCAGCUGCUCCGACAAGAACAUCAGCAUCUUCGACUUCUACACCGGAGAGUGUGUGGCCACCAUGUUUGGACACUCCGAAAUUGUGACUGGGAUGAAGUUCACCAAUGACUGUAAACACCUCAUUUCGGUCUCUGGAGACAGUUGUAUCUUUGUGUGGCGUCUGAGCCCUGAGUUGACCAUCAAUAUGAGACAGCGCCUCUCUGAGCUCAAGAACAGCAAUAAACCGGUUCAGAAGACCCCUCCACACAAACCCAUCCCUCUCAGCACGCGGAGGGAAGUCCAUAGUGCUCCUGCCAUCGCCACCAUGUCCUCUGACAGUGACAAGGAGGUGGAGGAGGAGGAGGGUAUCGAGGAGGAAGAUGAGGAGGAGCUGGCCUACCCACUCACCUCCUCCGGUAGCAGCACUGGGGAGGACAACGGUUCCUCUGAGGAAAGGCACAACUCUCUCAAUUCCUACGGCAAAAAGGACGGCAGUCGGCGGAGCGAGACGAGUGGCGUGUCGUCCGACGGCUCUGGGUCGGGUUCCGGGCCGCGUCCCCGCCGGCGCUGGUCCAGGCGCAUCGGCAACAUGGAGCUGAUGGUCAAGUCCAUGCUGGACCUGCGGCAGCUGGAGUCCUUCGCCAUGCCGCCCUCGCCCGUCAAGACCCCCAUCCACGAGAGGCUCACAGACGAACAGCUGGGCAGCACCAUCAGCCUGCAGACCAUCCACGCCUGGGGGGAGGACGCGGAGGAGAGACCCCAGCGCAUCCACCCUCGCCCCCAGUACAUCCGGCUGGCCUCGGAGACGUCCGACAUCGAGCCCGCCGUGCUCUACCCAGAGGGCUGUGAUGACCGGGUCAGCCUGGCUGGCAGUGAGUAUCAGGUGAAGGAGACGGCCGGGGUGCUGGCGAGGAGUGUGAGGGGAGGCCACUGCCAUGACAAGCACAGCCCUGACAGCGCCUGCUCAGUGGACUACUCCAGCAGCAGACUGUCCAGCCCAGAGCACCCUGGUGAAGACACCGACCCCACAGAGCCUCUGAGCGUGGAUGGGAACUCGUCUGAACUGGACAUGGAGGAGCUGGAGGAAGAGGAGGAGGUGUUUCAGAAGAGCGAGCCCAAGGCCUCCGUACCCCAGACGCCUGACCAAGAGGCCUUCCUCAAGAUGCACUUCGGAAACCUGUCGGAACAAAACACACCAACGAGUCCUACCAGAACCCCACCCUGCAUCACAGACAGCGUGAGCAUGUCGGCCAAGUUCCUGUCCCAGACCUCCACCAGCAGAAGCCCGUUCCCUUUCCCCUCCAAGUCCACUGCGGACGCUAAGGGAGCCAGCGGGGUGGUUCGGCCCUUGGUCUCAGAGGUGCGCCCUCUCAUGGAGGAGCGGAGCGCUUCCCCGGCGCGACCGGAAGUGGAGCGCGCUCCGCAGAAGAUCACGCCCACUCGCUGCACGCCACAGAAGAAGAGGGUGUCCGUGGACAACAGAAGGGUGAUCGGCCCUGUGGCCAAGGCAGUAGCGGCCCAUAGCAAUACUGGUGGGAUGAGGAAAUCUCAGUCGGCAACUCAGCUGAACAUCCUCGUUGAGGCCGAGGCAUCUCUGUCUCCUUAUCGACCCUCUAAAGAGGUGGCGCCUCAGCCUCACGUCGGCGACCGCGCCUACCUCACCACGCCUCGCCGCACCCUCCCCUCCGUGCCCGCCGUCUCCAGCCCCACCUCCCCGACGGCCCGCGACGGCCCCCCCACCACGCCCACGUGCCCCAAGCCCAAGUCCCGCUCCUACAUGAGCCCCACCACCAGCUCCAUGGCCAAGAUGUCGCGCUCCAUGUCCAUGGGCGAGUGCCUCAACGUGGAGGGAGAGGACGCCGGCUCGCCCGCGGGGGAGAACCGUCGCGGCUCCGGCUCGGAGUCCACCAAAAGCAGCGGGGCGUCCUCGACUAGAACCACCACGCCCAUGAUUCUGUCCCCCACCGGGUCGGUGUCGUCGCCUUCGGGCGUCGUGACGCCCCACGCUGCCGUCAUCCCUACCCUUAAUGCCUCUGCUUCUGGAGGCUCCGCCAGCAAAGCUCUCCCAGGCAAGCUCCCAGGCAGCGCUCUUCGACCCCAGCUGAGUCUGGACAUGUCCAAGCCCCUGCCGGACAAGCCCUCGGUCGCCUCCUUCUCCCCCAACGGCAAGUCCUCCAAGCCGAUCCGGGAGGAGCCCGCCCCCUUCCGCUCUCCGGCUACCAUCAACCCCCUCCAGGGAAGCGCCCAGAACCAACCCCCGGCGCUCUCCAGCAACAUCCAGCUGGUGGCGGCUCUCUGCAGCAACGUCGCUCCAGAAGUCCCCCGGGAGAACCUCCAGCCCGCCCUCUGCGCCGAGCAGAACCAGGCCUCCGAGAAACCCGCCGAGAGCAGGCAGACGAGCGCCCAGGGGGCGGAGAGGACUUCGGCCGUGCCAGAGAUGAACCCGACCGUGGCGGGCCACUUUGGCGCGCCCGUCCUCGCAUCUCCAUGUCCGUCUACGUGCCAGUCCGCGCAGGAAGCAGACCCCUCGGUUAACAUUGACGCCUGCAGAGUGGCGGCUAGUGACCUUCAGAGCAGCAUCAGAAGGGCAUGCCAGCUUUACCGCAUGGUAAACAGCGGUCCCAGUUCAGAAGUGCCCCAGGAGCAGCUGGAGAUGGCGCGUGUGUUAGCUGAGGCGUUGGACGGCGUGAGGGCCGAGCUGAACACCGUCCAGCCCUUCGGUCCGAACCCGCCCGUAAGUGCCGCCGCCGCUGGCCUGCUGUGCACUGUGGGCAGCCGGGCGUCGGCCGCGGGCGAGGACAAAACUAUGGCCCUGCUGGAGCAGUACUCAGAACUCCUGCUACGGGCCGUGGAGCGCAGGAUGGAUAGCAAGUGCUGAUUACACAUAAGGAAAAUAUGAAUAAUAAUAAUAAAAACAAAACAAUCCAACAAGCAAGCAAGCGUGAUAUUCGCAGACUAACAAAAAGACAGAAGGCUUUCGUUGCUCCCUUUUUUUUCUUUUUUUUUUUAAUCAAAGCAGUCUUUGUUUUCUAAGACAAUUAAAAAAAAAAAGACAAUGGAGAAAAAGCCUGUGUUUUUUAAGGACUUGAGAGACUAAUUGUUUUGUGUUUGAAACCGUGUCCAACUGAGGAUGAAGGAGUGCUUUUUUUUUCUUCUCUCAAGUAGACACUUGAUUGUACCCACUCCCUCUUUUCUACUCUUUGCUGUUCCAGAAAGGAUUAUGCUGAUGUGUAACCAACCAACCACGCAUCUCACAGACUGUCUCGACCAAUCAUAGGACAGGCACCAUGGGUCUUUAGGAACACUGCCUGAGCACCAUUGGUGUGGCUUGACUGCACUACAGAGACAGUUACAGUUACAGUUACAGUUACAGUCCCUACCUCCCAGAUUAGUGUGCUACUUAGAACACUCUCUUAACCACCACUCCUGUCAGCCAUUGCCAAAUAUUGUGACCCCCUUGACUUGACAUUUUACUUAUGUUUUUUUUUUUUUUUUUUUAAGUUUGUUUGCUGUUUUUGUAGAUAGAACGCUAGUUAAAUAGUGACCUAUCUGCAUCUUAGGUGACUUGAACUCUGGACUUUUUCCCUCAGCAGGUUGUGUUUGUCAGUAGUGAAGGAACUAAACUAAAACCAUUGCGAUGGUAAAAGUGAACUGUUGAACUGUUUUUGAAAGAUAGACAAUGAACUGUUGAAAGUGUGAAAGGAGACAUUGUAGGGCUUUCAAGGAGGUGACACUUUUACUUUUUGAGAGUAAUUCUCACCGUGAUAAUGUGAAUAAUCAUGUGAGUGUGUGUGUAUGUAUGUUUGUGUUUAUAUUCAUAUUGUCCAUUGGCAAGGUUGUACUCUGAGAGGUCCAGACUUGCAGGCAAUGUCACAGCACUUUCUGCAAUCAAAUCUUCCAGAGGGGACUCGGUUCAUGCGUCCCCCCUCAUGCGUCUUAAAAAAAAAAGCCAGAUUUUAUGUUUUUACUCGUAUGAAACAGUGAUUUUUUACAGUGUGUUUUUGAGAGACUAUUAGGUAGAUGUGGAACAUAUUACCAUAUUUAUUCUGAUGUAGUAGGUCACAAGGAGGGCGAGAUACAAACUCCUCAGCGUGGUAGAGAGCGCAUUUUUGAUACUGGAUACAGGAAGUGCCCGCAGAUCAGAGACAGGGUCAAAGGUGACUUCAGUGUCUUCAGGAACAGGGCGACAUCACAGACAAAAAAAAAAAAGCUCCCUCUAAAUUCCAAAUAGUGCAUUUUUUUUAUCUCAAGGAAAUGGGUGCCUUAUUUUCAAACCAGCAUUACAUAAAAAGAAGAAAACAGUGUGCUUUUGCAUCGCAAACCAGGAUUGCUUUUGUCUGGUUUCCAUUAAAAGAUGUAAUUUGUCUGAUGUGAUUUGUCGCGAGGAGAGAAGCUCUGGUCUUGUGACACUCAAGGAAUCCCCCCACACCCUGAAGCAGAGUAGAGCCCUGUCACGACCGCUCUGUCCAGAGCCAUACUUUUCCACAAGUCGUGCAAAACACACAGACACAAGUCUGUGAUUCACAGCCACUUGACGGUGCAGUUACCAUAGACUGCUUUUGAACACUUUGAGUCACUCCGUAACCGUUGCCAGUACAAUCAAAUUAGACACUGGCGAGGCGUCACAUGAUCCGGGUUCUGAGGGGACCUUUUUUAUGCGGUGUGGACACAGACUCUCUCUCUGCAGUGCUCUGGCCUGGGGCAUUCCCUCACUUCUCUUUGUUUUUUUAAAGCAGUGUAAAGCACUUUCAUUCCUUUGAACUAAUGGUCUUUUUUGAAUAAUGAUGUGUGUGUGUGCGUGCAUUAAGAAUACUUCUAAGCUAUCAGAUUUGUCUUUUAUGAUGUAAUGUCCUUUUUUGGGUGUACUUUCCUCCCCCUGUUGCUGAACUAUUAGAGCUUGUGCUGUCACCUUGGAGGACCGUUUCCUCUGACUGAGUUUUAACACAACACUGCCUCCCUCUGGUGUAAGUCAACCUAGUCGCCCAAUAACACAAAACACCAGACUCUGUUUCUGUACAGUGACCAAGAUGCCAGGUAUUUCAUUAAAUCCGGUGCUGGAAUUGGGAUUGUUCCAAUUCUUGAAUGAAAUCAUGUCUUCAGUGACCAAUUCAUAUUUGAAAGUCCCAUCCUAUCCAGAGCAGUGCCUAGUCUCUCUGGAUGAAAGAUCUUUAAUUAGUGAAAUACUUUGGCAUCUUGGUCAUCUCUCACAAAACUUCUCUGUAUAGGUGUAGAAUACCGUGCGCUUGGUCAUAUUUAUUAAGUACACUGUGACUGUGGUGUAAUUAAACGGAUUUGAAUUAGCAAAUUAAUCUCAUUAAGGCCUCUCCCCGAUAUCAUGCUCACUCAUCUCAUGCAGAACUCACACUAGAGUAAGACGAAACAUGCUAAGUGCAUUUUUAUACGACUUAAUGAUUGUGCAUGGGCUGCAACAUAUUUAGAAGGCUGCACUUAAACAUAAUGUAGGACUUUAGAAGGUCAAGGUGAUACUAUGGUAAAGCAGGUAGAAAUGUGACUUUUUUUUAUAUCAAACUCAUAACCUUUAGCAAUGACUGCAGGGUUCCUUGAAUCACGGCCCUUGAGGGCCAGAACAAGAUAUUGUCCUAACUUACUAUAGACUUAUUGCUUGUACUUUAUCUCCCAGAUAAACUUUUGUCAAACUUCAUCUGACAGGUAAAUCUGUGGACCUGGCAGUAACUUUACUUUUACCAGUUAUUUUUAGGUCGCCAUACCUCAAAUGAUUGGUCACCCCUGUAGAACUUGUCACUACUAUGUUCUCUUAACACUCAACCUGCAGUAGUGAUACUGUCAUUAUACCUCUGAUCACUUGAGUGUGACAUUUGCUAAUACUUGUCAGUUUUAAAAUGAAGUAGCGAUGGAAAUAAUAGGUCUGAAGACUGGUCCAUGAGGUAGGUUUGAGGAACGCUGCAUAGCUGGUAUGUUGUUAGCACUAAGCAUUUUUGAAAAAAAUCACUUAGAAGGCUGGAAAAUGAUGAACAGAACUGUAUGUGGCACUACGGCGAUUUGAAAAAGGCCGGUGUCUUUCGGUCGCUAGCAUGGGCACAUAUGCAUGAAGACGGACGGGCGGUAGGGCUGGCUUGAGUCUCACUAAUAGAAUGCAUGGUUGUAAUAGUUGACUUGCGCUGCAUAUAAAGUCCAUUCAAAUCUCUUCUAUUCUUUGCUAUACUCCUGAAGCUGACUAAUUCUUAUCUCCACUGAUCGAUCUUUUUACUGUGUGUUUGUGUUUUUGUUUGUUUUUGUAUGACUAUGAUGAUUGUCUUAGUCUUAAAACUACCAGGUGGACCAGAUGGUUUCCCUUACUUGAGGCUGUUUCUUUUUGGAAACUUUUGUGACUCCUUCUACGUUCUUGCACCGAUGCUAAGUUCAGAGUGUUUUUACCCUCAGUGUUUAUAUAUUCUCUAUAUCCUCAAGAAAAAAAAAAACAUUCUUCCAAAAUAGACGAAGAAUGGAAUAAAAACAAUGGUAUUUAUU